Molecule: messenger RNA, 2232 nt
Organism: Cucurbita moschata (crookneck pumpkin)
Lineage: Eukaryota; Viridiplantae; Streptophyta; Magnoliopsida; Cucurbitales; Cucurbitaceae
Product: long chain acyl-CoA synthetase 1-like
Exons: 20
Coding region: 134-2113 (659 amino acids)
Biological process (GO): fatty acid metabolic process; cutin biosynthetic process; wax biosynthetic process
Cellular component (GO): endoplasmic reticulum; membrane
Molecular function (GO): long-chain fatty acid-CoA ligase activity
Source: RefSeq, a predicted model, not a curated record
AACGCAUUAACAUCUCUGCCCUUUCUGUUCCGUUUCCCCUUAUAAUCAGCUCACGCCAACACCUCUCUUGUAUUGCAUGAUUUUCUUCCUUCUCUGCUGCUCUGCUCAUUCCACUGAUUUACAGAACUGAAGAAUGAAGAGUUUUUCGAUCAAGGUCGAGGAAGGAAUGGAAGGAAAAGACGGUAAACCGUCGGUCGGUCCGGUUUAUCGCAAUGUUCUUACAAAGGAUGGCUUUCCUCCUCUAUAUGAAGAUUUGAGCACAACUUGGGAUAUUUUCAGUGUUUCAGCCAAAAAGUAUGCUGGUAAGCGAAUGCUCGGAUGGCGAAAAUUUGUGGAAGGGAAGCCUGGACCUUAUAUAUGGAAAACUUACCAAGAAGUUUAUGUUGAUGUUCUUAACAUUGGUUCUGCUCUACGAGCGGUUGGCGCCAAAGCGGGCUCUCGAAUCGGGAUUUAUGGCGCGAAUUGUCCUCAAUGGAUAAUUGCUAUGGAGGCUUGCAAUGCCCACAGUUUGGUUGCUGUGCCACUCUAUGAUACACUUGGACAUGGAGCUGUUAAUUAUAUUAUAGAACACGCAGAGAUUGAUAUCAUUUUCAUCCAAGAUAAGAAAGCAAAAGAGCUACUAAGUUCUGGAAGCACAAAUCCUAAGAGGCUGAAAGUGAUCAUCUGCUUUACAUCACUGAAAGGGGAAGAAAAGACCUCAGCAGUAGGCAACGGGAUAAAACCAUACUCGUGGGACGAGUUCCUUCGCUUGGGAAAAGAAGAUCCAUUCGAGAUCGUUCCUCCACGACCUUUCGACGUUUGCACGAUUAUGUACACAAGUGGAACGAGUGGAACUCCCAAAGGCGUCGUGUUAACACAUGAAACGAUCACAACGUUUAUUAGAGGAGUUGAUGUCUUCAUGGAGCAAUUUGAAGACAAGAUGACAGAGGACGACGUGUAUCUAUCUUUCCUACCGCUUGCUCAUAUCCUCGACCGUACGGUCGAGGAAUAUUUCUUUCGUAACGGCGCAUCCGUUGGCUACUACCACGGGGAUCUCGAUGCGAUAAAAGAUGAUCUAAUGGAACUAAAGCCGACGCUUUUGGUUGGCGUACCUCGAGUCUUCGAAAAAAUUCACGAAGGAAUCAAGGAAGCUGUUCAAGUACUCAAUCCAGUGAGAAGGAAGGCAUUUGAUUUGCUCUACAAAUACAAACUUUCAUGGAUGAAUAGCGGAUACAAACAGAAGGACGCAUCGCCAUUGGCAGACUUUUUAGCGUUCAGGAAGGUGAAAGCUAGAUUAGGCGGUCGUCUUCGACUAAUAAUAUCCGGGGGUGCAGCCUUGAGUGCCGAAGUUGAAGAGUUUCUAAGGGUCACAUGUUGUGCUUUGUUCGUCCAAGGCUAUGGAUUGACUGAAACUUGUGGACCAACUACUGUUGGCUUUCCUGAUGAAAUGUGUAUGCUUGGGAACGUUGGUGCUGUUACUCUAUACAACGAGCUUCGCUUGGAAGAGGUUCCCGAGAUGGGUUACGAUCCGUUGGGGGAUCGUCCAUGUGGGGAAAUAUGUGUGAGAGGGAAGACUGUUUUCAAUGAAUACUACAAGAAUCCGGAGUUAACGAAAGAAUCGAUCAAGGAUGGUUGGUUUCAUACAGGAGACAUAGGAGAGAUCUUUCCUAAUGGGGUUGUGAAGAUCAUUGAUAGGAAGAAGAAUCUUAUAAAACUAUCCCAAGGAGAGUAUAUCGCGCUCGAGUACUUAGAAAACGUUUACUCUGUUACCCCGAUCGUCGAAGAUAUAUGGAUAUAUGGGAACAGCUUCAAAUCAAAACUGGUGGCAGUGGUGGUGCUACAUGAGGAAAACACCAAGAAAUGGGCAAAUUCAAAUGGUUUUUUGUGUUCUUUUUCUGAGCUUUGUUGUCUUGAACAGCUUAGACAAUAUGUUCUUUCUGAGCUCACUUCCACAGCUGAAAGGACCAAGUUGAAACGUUUUGAAUAUAUCAAAGGAGUGGUGCUGGAAUCGCGCCCGUUCGAUAUAGAAGACGAAUUGGUCACGGCGACCUUGAAGAAGAAGAGAAACAAUUUGGUCAAACACUAUGAGAAGGAAAUCAACGCAGAAUAUAAGAACUUGGAGGCCAAGAGGUGAUGAAGUUUAAGAGCUCAGCUGAUUCGUCUGAAGCAUAGGUUAAAAUCCACAUGUUAUAGUAAUAUAAACACCAUCCCUUUCUUGGGAAAUUAUGUUGAAGUAUAUGUUACUUUUGAGAC